Molecule: messenger RNA, 981 nt
Organism: Suillus bovinus
Lineage: Eukaryota; Fungi; Basidiomycota; Agaricomycetes; Boletales; Suillaceae
Exons: 4
Coding region: 1-981 (326 amino acids)
Source: RefSeq, a predicted model, not a curated record
AUGUCGGACUCGUGUAUCUUUGUAGUGUACUGUUAUAUUUAUUCGCUGGGCAUUUCCCGCGACGCUCGUGCGCGUGUCGCAUCCAAAGGUGGAAUAAAGGGAGUGUAUAAAACAUCUCCCUUCGUAGCCCUUUGUGUUAUCAUUUCAUCACCAGACCCAGGCAUGCGCUCAGAACUUUUCUUUAUCUCUCAACCCGCGAGACAAUGUAAGGGUGUUCGGGAUGUCAAAAUAGCAUCCAAGAUGGAUCCAUGCCAGUGGGGGAGACUGCGUGCUCUCGUCAUUAAUGCAGCCGCCAGGUUUCUCAAUACACAAGACAGAUAUGAGCACCAGGACCCCGAAAUGGUUCGUUUGUUCUACCAAGCGGUUCACGCUACAUGGCCAGAAGUUGCGGCGAAAUAUCCCAAUUCAUGGGUUCUGGUCUGGUACCUAAAGAUAUAUCUGUUGAAACGAGUAUAUCGGAAACGCUGGUCUGAUAAAAUUGCUCGUGAGAAGGCUGGCCGUCAGGUACUACAACAGCUCAGAAAAAACACAAAUCGAUCGUCCAUCCGUCAACUCGAUACCAGUGCUUCGCAGGCCCAUGUGACCAAGAGAACACGAAGGAGGGCUAUUGCCUGUGAUCAGCCUGUUCCUUCAUCUGGUCCAGAAAUUACGGCGUCGAUUGCAACGCAUUGCUCUCAUGUCAUCGCUCCCCAGUAUGACGGGAGCCGAUCUUCUUCCGCCUCAGCACACUCACGCAACGUAGUACCCGUUCAAAGCUCUCAUGCAGUCUUUCGUUUUCUUGACUCCAUGACACCCAGUCUGGUAAAACUUGUUCCAGAUUUCCUUUCUGCUGGGAUUCAUGAUGAGAGCCAUCUGGAAGACUUCUUUACAUGGCCUGAGAAGGCUCAACGUAACUUUCUUCUCAAAACAUUUAGUGGAAAAAUAAAUGCGUUGGAGUUGGGAGCAGUGUUGAUAGCGUUGAACGCUAGGCGCUGUGGCUAA